Messenger RNA from Gongylonema pulchrum, 910 nucleotides. The record is from the annotation of a GenBank genome assembly. NCBI's taxonomy places the organism in Eukaryota, Metazoa, Nematoda, Chromadorea, Rhabditida, Gongylonematidae.
CGAUAAUCAAAACUACGAUGCGAUGAUCAGCCUGUACGACGAUUUAAGCCGAAUCGAGAACUGCUCGAUAGUGAAUGCACAAGCCAUCUGCUUCCUUUAUGCUUUUGCCCUAAACAGACGAAACAGAGAAGGCGAUCGCGAUCGUGCUCUUCAGACAGUGCUGCAGAUAACUUCCAGUUGCAAAGAUGGUACCGCCGUCUCGCCGGAUGUUAUCUGUCUGGCCGGGCGUAUCUACAAGGACAAAUUUAUCACCAGCAACUACGAGGAUCGCGAAUCACUGGACAAAGCAAUUGAAUGGUAUCGACGAGCAUUCGAUCUGUCGCCGCUUGAAUACUCGGGCAUCAAUUUGAUCACGCUACUCCGCGCUCGUGGGGAAACGUUUGAAAAUAAUAGUGAGAUGCAACAGAUUGCAGUCGUACUGAAUAGUUUGCUGGGAAGAAAAGGUGCAUUGGCGAAUUUAACGGAGUACUGGGACGUGGCAACAUAUUUUGAAGUGUCUGUGUUGGCCGAGGAUUACCCAAAGGCAUGUCAAGCAGCCUUGAAAAUGGCAAUCAUGAAACCUCCGAUAUGGUUUCUGAAAUCGACAAUGGAAAAUAUCAAACUUCUGAAUCGUUGCGCAGCGACGAUGUCACCAGUGGAAAAGGAGAAGCAACAGUUCUUGUUUUGGUCCGAGUUUUUCAUGGAAGCUAUUGAUUCCGAGCAAGAAAUAGUAUGCGGACGUUUCCCGGUCCUGAUCCAGGAAGUUACAAAACAAUAUACGCCAAGUUUUCUGACACUGAAUGUGAGCGAGGGUUCGAUAAUCCUGAGCCAUGUACUGGAGAGCAGCCAGCACAAGAAACCUCCUCCAGGCAUCCAUCGCUGGCACUUUACGGCAGCAAACAUCAAGGCAGUUUCUGCAUCGAAGCGUGAU